GAUGAUCUCAACAAUAACAAAUAAAAACAAUUGUUAUCCGAUCAACACCAUCCGUACACAGGCAAGAUCAACGCUUUGUAUGCAUCAACAACCCACAAACCCAGUAAUUAUGACCAAUUCCAUCGCGAAUCAUCGUCGGUUAUCGAAAUGUACCCCUGGAUGGAUUGCAAAUCCUUCGCUUUUCCCCGCAUGCCUCGGCGUGUGACUCCUAGAUAAAUAAUUUCUCCUACCCCAGGGUCUUUCGCCGUUCACGCGACAUCAACACCAAUUUUGGUCUUUUGUCUAUCCCUACAACCCUCCGACCUAGGAGGAGUAUUAAAACUGCCUGCUUGCCAGGCUGCCACUCUUUUAUCUAUAUAACAAUCUUUAAUCAAUUGUUUCUAUACAAUGCGUUUUCAAUCCCUUCCUUGGGCAUUUGCCCUGGUCACUCCCUCCUUGGCCUCCCUUUUUCCUUCCGAUCAUUCUCUCCAACAACUCAGCGACACUAAAUCCCGAGCAGAAGCUGUCAAAGAGGCCUUUCAGCAUGCUUGGGAUGGGUAUAACAAAUAUGCGUUUCCUCAUGACGAAUUGCUCCCGGUUUCCAAUGGCCAUGGCGACUCCAGAAAUGGAUGGGGUGCUUCUGCUGUCGAUGCCCUCUCUACGGCCAUUGUGAUGCGCAAUGCCGACGUGGUCAACCAGAUCCUGGAUUUUAUCCCUACCAUCAACUUCCAUAACACAUCGAGCAGUGUCAGCCUGUUCGAGACCACCAUUCGGUACAUUGGAGGCAUGCUGUCGGGAUACGAUCUGUUGAAAGGUCCUGCGUCCGAUCUGGUCAAGAAUUCCUCCAAUGUCGAUGCCCUUUUGACCCAAUCCAAGACCCUGGCCGAUGUGCUCAAGUUCGCCUUUGACACGCCGUCCGGUGUACCAAACAACGACGUCAACAUCAUCUCCAAGGAAGAUGAUGGGACGAAGACCAAUGGAUUGGCCGUGACUGGUUCGUUGGUUUUGGAAUGGACGCGAUUGUCCGAUCUGACGGGCGACGAUGAGUACGCAAAGCUCACCCAGAAAGCUCAGUCGUAUCUGCUGAACCCGAGCCCGUCUAAAUACGAGCCUUUCCCGGGCCUGGUGGGCAGCCACAUCGACAAGGAAACAGGACAAUUUACCGACGGUGUUGUUAGUUGGAACGGUGGUGACGACUCAUUCUAUGAGUAUUUGAUUAAGAUGUACGUGUAUGACACGAAGCGGUUUGGACUGUACCGGGACCGAUGGGUGGCCGCUGCCAACUCCUCCAUGCAUCAUCUCAAGUCGCACCCACCAUCUCGCCCAGACCUCACCUUCCUGGCCUCGUACGAGGACGGUAAAUAUGGCCUGGCCUCUCAGCACCUGACCUGUUUUGACGGCGGAAACUUCCUGCUGGGUGGAUCGGUACUGAAUCGACAGGAUUUUAUCGAUUUUGGUCUGGAGCUGGUCAAUGGCUGCCACGAUACAUACAACGAGACGCUGACUGGAAUUGGGCCCGAGUCCUUCAGCUGGGACGCAAGUGCUGUUCCGGCUGACCAGAAGGAGCUCUAUGAACGGGCGGGAUUCUACAUCACCAGUGGAGCGUACAUCCUGCGGCCGGAGGUGAUUGAGAGUUUUUACUAUGCGUACCGCAUCACUAAAAACACAAUGUACCGUGACUGGGUCUGGAACGCCUUUGUAGCGAUUAACAAAAACUGUCGCACCGACUCGGGCUUUGCUGGUUUGCAAAACGUGAACGAACUCAACGGAGGAGGCAAAUAUGACAACCAGGAGAGUUUCCUGUUUGCAGAGGUGCUGAAAUACGCGUACCUGACGCAUUCCGGGGACGACGAGUGGCAGGUAAAUCCGGGGGCGGGCAAGAAUGCAUUUGUCCUCAACACCGAAGCCCAUCCCAUCCGGGUGGUUCAGUGAGUAUAUACAGUACAUACCAGUAUCUAGACCGUUCCUAGACCGUGUACCUAAUACUUAUUGAUAUGCGAAUUGACAUGAGUUAUUGCUGAGGCAUGCGGAAUGUAAUUCGUGGAACCAAAUGAUCGACAUGUGGCAUGGAUGGCUGGACCCACCGAGUACAAAUGCGCAGAUUUGAGCAACCUUGGGAGACAAUCUGCUCGAUUCCCCUCAGACCUUGGGGGAAACCCUUAAAUACCUUGACGUAGAUAAUUCAAGUACCAGC
Messenger RNA from Aspergillus wentii DTO 134E9, 2173 nucleotides. Its product is annotated as glycoside hydrolase family 47 protein. The record is from RefSeq and is a predicted model, not a curated record. Bases 388 to 1911 code for a protein of 507 amino acids. The transcript is spliced from 5 exons. Gene Ontology annotation, biological process: carbohydrate metabolic process; N-glycan processing. Lineage: Eukaryota; Fungi; Ascomycota; Eurotiomycetes; Eurotiales; Aspergillaceae. Gene Ontology annotation, cellular component: Golgi membrane; endoplasmic reticulum. Gene Ontology annotation, molecular function: mannosyl-oligosaccharide 1,2-alpha-mannosidase activity; calcium ion binding.